AGGGUCUGUACCAAGUCUGUCCUGGAACUCGCUCUAUGGACCAAGCUGGCCUCAAACUUGGAGAUCUGCUUGCCUCUACGUCCUGAGUGCCAGAAUCAAAGGUGCACACCAUCACUGCCUGGUUGUGCCAGUAUUUUCUUGUUUUGUUUUGUUUUGUUUGUUUGUUUGUUUGUUUAUUUGAUUCGUUCUUUAUGUGUCACCCUAACUGAAAUUGCUCUGUAGACUAGAUGCUGGCCUCAAACUCACAGAGAUCCGCCUGCCUCUGCUUCCCAAGUGCUGGGAUUAAAGGCGUGCGCCACCACCGCCCAACUUUAACCUGCUUUCUUAUAGCACCCAGGGCCACCAGCCCACUGGUGGCACCAUCCAAGGUGAGCCACAUUAAUCAAUAAAGAAAAUGCUCCACAGUCUUGCCCACAGGCCAGUCUAGUAGGGGCAUUUUCUCAUAUGAGAUUCCUUCUUCCAAAAUGACUCUAAGUUAACAUAAAUAGUCAGUGUUGCUACUAAUGAAAUUAGCAAUAUGUGCAGUAUAUUUUAUAAUAUUCCACUUGAAUAAAACUGAAGUUAUUCUCUGAAGAAAAAACCUCUGCAUUGCAGUCUUAUACCUACAUAUGUAUGGAAUACACACACACAUACACACACUCUCUCAUACAUGCAGAUCCAUACGCACUCGUAUAUGAUUAUGUGAGAUAGAAAUUGUUGAAUAUGUGGGCCAGUCAUCAUCCUCUAGCUGAGUUAAUGGUUACUGGGAAUGGAAGAGACAUUUUCUUAAGUAGGGUACCCAUGCUUCUGAAAGCAAGCCCUCACCUUCGCUCCUGUAAGUAACUAAUGAAACUCAGUGGGUCAUAAUUUUUUUUUCCCAAAAAGAUAUGAUGGUAGAAAGGGAUCAGCAGGCGUGAGAUGGAGACAAGGUGUGAUAGUGAGCAGUAGGUUGGGCUAGAGAUACACAUUUGGGAAAUGUCAGAAUCGAGACAGUAUUUAAAGUUAUGAGAUUUAACAACAUAGAUAACCUUCAGGGCCCCUCAACAAUAUGUAGUGGGGGAAACGAUGUAAGCAUUAGAAUGGGGGGGGGGGGUGAGUUGCAGACUGGGUUGGGAGAGUCCUUCUGUCAGCAAAAUAAAGCUGAAGCGAUCUGGUUCAAGGAAAUCCGUAGGGAUGGAAAUAUAACUCAACCGUAGAGUAAUUCCUUAGCGUGUAGAAAGCCCUGGAAUUUAUCCGUGGAAUUACCCAAAGAAAGAACUGAAGAAAAGGGAUAAUGAUUUGUUCGAAGAUAGGAUCUCAAGUAGCCUAGGCUGACCUUAAGUAGCUGUGUAAUUGAGGAUGACAUCAUUCUCUGGCUUCUACCUCCCAAGUGCUGAGCUUACAGGCAUGCUACAUAAUACCCAGUAUUUUGACAAAUACGUUUAGAGAUGAUCAGUAGUCAAUUAAAAUUCCUUAACAAGAGAUUAGAAUUAGGGGUCUUAGUGUUGGGAAUAAGUUAGUAACUAGCACUAUAUUAUCCAUUAUAUUUAAAAUUCCUUCCCAUAAGAGAUCAUUGAAAUCAUGAAAGUUAAAUUUACUAGAGAAAAAGUAUAUAGUCACCAACCAAGCUUAAUAUGAAAAAUAUCUAAAGAUCAACACCAAAAACUAAGAAUAAUAAAUUCAAAAAUAAAGUAAAACAUUUACAGGUGGGAGGAAAACCAAGAUUAUCCCGUUAUUUUAGUAAAGAAGCAAAGAAGAUGAAGUUCAAGGUUGUGAACAAUAUAUAACAAUCUCAGUGCCAGAGAACAAACCAUCUUGACAGAAGUAGAAUUUGAACACAGGUCUCCUGUAUUUGCUUAUAUUCAUAUAUCUGUCUGUCUCAUUUAUUAAAAUAAAUGUUGUUCAAGUAAUUAUGAUGUUAGAAGAAUAAUCCUAAUGAUUCUUUUUCUUUUCUUUUUGAGACAGGGUUUCAUUAUACAGCCCUGGCUGGCCUGGAAUUCACUAUGUAGACCAGGCUGGCCUCACACUCACAGAAAUUCACCUGCCUCUGCUUCCUGAGUGCUGGGAUUAAAGGCUACAGGAUGUGCAUCUGUCACUUAGCUUGUCGGCCAAUAAAACCAACCAUUGUUGGAGAACAGAUUUCCAGCAAAUUGGGUGCCCAUUACCAUUGCAUCAUUUGUUCAGCGACAAUCACCAGAAGGACUGACAUGCUAGGGCAUGUUAAGCGCCACGUGAAUAAAGGAGAAACUAAGUCCAGGUACAUUGCUGCUUCUACUGCCAAAUCAUCUAAUGAAAUUUUGAAGGAGACAGAUACAGAUAUACAAGUUUUUCCUAACUACUCUAUACCUCAGAAAACAGAUUCAUACUUUAAUCCCAAAAUGAAACUUAAUCGUCAGCUAAUAUUCUGUACGUUGGCUGCUUUGGCUAAGGAACGAAAACCUUUGGAGUGCUUAGACGCCUUUGGAGCCACUGGGAUAAUGGGAUUGCAAUGGGCAAAACACCUUGGAAAUGCAGUCAAAGUUACAAUUAAUGACUUGAAUGAAAACUCUGUGACUUUGAUUCAGAAAAAUUGCCACUUAAACAAAUUGAAAGUGGUGGUAGACAGUGAGGAGAAGGAAGAGGGCGAUGCCAUUGAGGAAGAUGACACUCUCGGUGAUAUCCAGGUGACCAGGAUGGACGCCAAUGUACUGAUGCACCUGAGAUCUUUUGAUUUCAUACACCUAGACCCUUUUGGAACAUCAGUGAACUACCUAGACUCUGCAUUCAGAAACGUAAGAAACCUUGGCAUAGUAUCAGUGACUUCUACAGAUAUCAGUUCCUUAUAUGCCAAGGCACAGCAUGUUGCCCGGCGUCACUAUGGAUGUAACAUUGUCCGAACAGAGUAUUACAAGGAACUAGCAGCCAGAAUUGUCGUAGCUGCAGUGGCAAGAGCUGCAGCACGAUGCAACAAAGGCAUAGAAGUGCUGUUCGCAGUGGCUCUGGAACAUUUUGUGCUGGUAGUUGUGCGGGUCCUAAGGGGGCCUACUUCAGCAGACGAGACUGCCAAGAAAAUUCAGUACCUGAUCCACUGCCAGUGGUGCGAAGAGAGGAUCUUUCAGAAGGAUGGUAACAUGGUAGAAGAAAAUCCAUAUAGACAGCUGCCCUGUAAUUGCCAUGGAAGCAUGCCUGGCAAGACAGCAAUAGAACUCGGGCCUCUGUGGUCAAGUUCCCUUUUCAAUACUGGAUUUCUGAAAAGAAUGCUAUUUGAGUCUCUUCACCACGGUUUGGAUGACAUUCAGCCCCUAGUAAAGACACUGAUCUUUGAAUCAGAGUGUGCUCCCCAGAGUCAGUGUUCAGUUCAUGCACCUUCAAAUCUCAGCAAGCAAGAAGAAAAUGGUGUAUUUAUUAAAACUACCGAUGAUACCACAGUAGAUAUUUACAGUGCACAGGGAAAGAGGAAAAGCAGUGAACCAAUGAUAAAUACAGCCAAGAAGCAGAAGGCCGAGGCCAGUGCCGCACACCCCCCCUUCUACUACAAUAUCCACAGACACAGCAUCAAAGGGAUGAACAUGCCAAAGUUAAAAAAGUUUUUGUGCUGUCUUUCCCAAGCAGGCUUUCGAGUAAGCCGAACUCACUUUGACCCAAUGGGUAUUCGUACAGAUGCACCUCUGACACAGUUCAAAUCUAUCCUGUUAAAGUACAGCACCCCCACUUACACUGGAGGACAGUCAGAAGGUCCCAUGCAGUCAGCAUCUGAGGAUACGGUAGCUGACAGGGUUGAAAUGUCAGUGAAGGACAAAGCGGAAGCGAGCGGCUGCAGAAGGUGGUAAACGCAAGAAGCGUUUCUUCUCAGGGUUUUAUGAUGACCCCAUGACUCUGUACCAACUGUAAUCCUUUUUUUAUUCUUUCAACUUAGUGAUAUAAGAUAAAAAAUUUAAAAAGCAUUGUUUUCAUUCAGAAAAUUGGCUGUUUCUGACUUGGCUGGUGUGAGAGCUUUGCUUUUUAAGUUUUUAUUAAAGAAAAAAUUUAAUAAAAACAUUUCACGAUGAAACCAA
Molecule: messenger RNA, 3992 nt
Organism: Arvicola amphibius (Eurasian water vole)
Lineage: Eukaryota; Metazoa; Chordata; Mammalia; Rodentia; Cricetidae
Gene: Trmt1l
Product: tRNA methyltransferase 1 like
Exons: 13
Coding region: 2040-3767 (575 amino acids)
Biological process (GO): tRNA N2-guanine methylation
Cellular component (GO): nucleus
Molecular function (GO): RNA binding
Source: RefSeq, a predicted model, not a curated record